UUCUCUACUGUUUCCCAACCACUAAAGGAUAACCACCUGUUGCUCUUUAACAAGGACUUAAACAUUGUGAUUUAGUGACAGAAAAGUGCCACCAAACGAAAGGACUAUUACUUACAACUAAUACACAAGUGAAAGGAUAUAUUAAAGUGAAAAAUCAAAAUGUAUGAAAGCAGUGUUUGCGCGCUCGAAAUAAACGAGAGUAAAUCGCGUAGUAUUUCUCCAAUAACAGCGGCAAGAUAUCGUGAGUUUUUCUCGGGCUUCAGCCGCCGAUUCGUACGCCGAUCUCAUGAUGGAGUUAUCUACAAUAGUGCCGAGGACGAUUCUGGAAGUUCAUCAGAGUCAUCCUCCUUCCACCAAGUCCAAAAAGACGAAUUCAAAUCAAAUUUGGAACUUUAUUCGGAUUCUAGCGAGAAUAGCAGUAGCUCUACCGACAAUACAGAUAAAGUAGAUUUCCUGUCCAAGCGACUCUAUCGAAGAUCCCUUUCAGUCGUUCGCAGCGCUCUUAGUGAUUUAUCCAUCUCACCACGAUCAACAUCGUGUCAAUCCACUCCUGCUAAGAAACCCAACGCUGCUGCCAAAAAGGAUAAAAAAACUCAGCAGAAAAUCCUCCGACAACCCGUGUCUUAUACCUAUCUAAAAGGGAUGUCCGGCCUUCCCACCCAAAGAGUCCCGAAAUCAUCAGUUUGUUGUCAAUAUCCCUGCAGAAGGAGACUGGGACAGAAUAGAAUUUAAGGAAAUUUAUAAUUAAAUAUUAGCAAAGAAUUGCAAAGGCUCAACGAUCGAAUUCGAAAACCCGAAAUUAGUUCAUAAAAUUAGGAGAGUAACUUCAGAAAGAAAAUUUUAAUAUCGAUUUGAGAUUUGAGAUAUAUUUUGUGAAGACUUAAUGUGCAUUACCUGUAAUGAAAAAGGAUACCUAUUUGGUCAAACUUAGUGAUAUAAUUCUUCUUAUGAAUUGAAAGGAUAAAUUCCGGAGGUGAUUGAAUUGAUAUGAAAACGACAAAGUCUACAGUGAUGUGUGCCUUACGUAAUUCGAAUUUUAUCUUUCUGAAUUGACUAUUGAAAAUGCACGGUACCUAAAUAUCAAUUAUCAAUAUCAAAAUUUUACUAGACGC
This is a messenger RNA of Hermetia illucens (black soldier fly), 1112 nucleotides long. RefSeq lists its product as uncharacterized. The transcript has a single exon. NCBI's taxonomy places the organism in Eukaryota, Metazoa, Arthropoda, Insecta, Diptera, Stratiomyidae. The coding region runs from base 160 to 732 and encodes 190 amino acids. The record is from RefSeq and is a predicted model, not a curated record.